AUGGGCAGGAAGUUCAGUGGGCUGGAGCUCACCCUGAUUGCCCUCUUCACCCUGGUCACUGUCAUCGCCUGUGUCCUCAUUGGGCUGCUGGCCACGGGGCAACCCGGAGUCAAAUCUCCAGACUUUUACCCACAAUGUCAGAAUACACCAGUAGCAGAGAGAAUUGACUGCAUCCCAGAUCAACUAGCAACACAGAGCACCUGCUCCCUCCGUGGCUGCUGCUGGAGCCCCCAGAGCGACGCCAAUGUUCCCUGGUGCUUCUUCUCCCGCAAGCACGGCUACCAAGUGCGGGGCUCCCAGAGAUCCACCAGGGCAGGGUUUGAGGCCACGCUGGACAGGCUGCCAUCCCCUUCCCUCUUCGGGAAUGACAUCCAGACCGUGCUGCUCACGGCGGAGUAUCAGACGAACAACCGCUUCCGAUUCAAGAUCACUGACCCUAACACUCGAAGGUUUGAGGUCCCCCAUGAGCACGUGAAGCCCUUCGAGGGAUCCAUGGCUUCCAACCCCAACUACAAGGUGGAGCUGAAGCAGAACCCCUUCGGCCUCGUGGUGACCAGAGCCAGCAAUGGCAAAGUGCUGUUUGACACCACCAUUGGGCCCCUGCAGUACGCUGAGCAGUUCCUGCAGCUCUCCAUCAAACUGCCCAGCAGCAACAUCUACGGCGUGGGCGAGCACGUGCACAAGCAGUACAGGCACGAUGUCAACUGGAAAACCUGGCCUCUCUUCAGCAGGGACACUGGCCCCUCUGCAGCAAUGGAUAACUUGUAUGGAACCCAUACUUUCUUCCUGUGUUUGGAAGACAACACUGGAGCAUCCUUUGGUGUUUUCCUGAUGAACAGCAAUGCCAUGGAGUUUGUGGUACAGCCUGCUCCAGCAGUGACCUACAGAACCAUUGGAGGCAUCCUGGAUUUCUACAUCUUCCUGGGGAACACUCCAGAGCAAGUAGUCCAGGAGUACCUGCAGCUUGUGGGACUGCCAGCACUGCCUGCCUACUGGAACCUGGGAUUCCAGCUGUGCCGCUAUGGAUACGCCUCCCUGGAUGAGGUGAAGGAGGUGGUGGAGAGGAACAGAGCUGUUGGACUGCCCCACGAUAUCCAAGUCAUUGAUAUUGAUUAUAUGGAGAACAGGAAAGAUUUUACUUAUGACAAAGUGAAAUUCAAAGACCUCCCUAAAUUUGCAGCUUAUUUGCAUGAGCAUGGACAAAAAUAUAUCAUCAUAUUGGAUCCUGCUAUUAGCACCCAAAAAAUGGCUGAUGGAAGUCCCUAUGGAAGCUAUGUCAGGGGAACAGACAGAAAUGUCUGGGUUAAUGAGUCAGAUGGAACAGCACUGGUUGGGGAGGUGUGGCCAGGGGAAACUGUGUUCCCAGACUACACCAGCCUCGAGGCCACGAACUGGUGGGCGAACGAGUGCAAACUGUUCUAUGACAUGGUGCCCUAUGAUGGAAUAUGGAUUGACAUGAAUGAAGUGUGCAACUUUGUUCAAGGCUCAAAAAAAGGUUGUGCAGACAAUGAGUUAAACUACCCUCCUUACACUCCCAGGAUCCUCGACAGAGUCAUGUACUCCAAGACACUUUGCCUGGAUGCAGUGCAGAGCUGGGGCAAGCAAUAUGAUGUCCACAAUCUUUAUGGAUAUUCCAUGACCCUAUCCACUAGGAAAGCCAUUGAGGUGUUGUUCCCAGGAAAGAGAAGCUUCCUCAUCUCGAGGUCCACUUUUGCAGGAUCAGGAAAGCACGGGGGACACUGGCUGGGGGAUAAUGCAGCCACGUGGGACCAGCUGAAAUGGGCAAUCCCUGGAAUGCUGGAGUUCAACCUCUUUGGAAUUCCUUAUGUUGGAGCAGAUAUUUGUGGUUUCAGUGAAGACACCACAGAAGAACUUUGCAGACGAUGGAUGCAAGUGGGAGCAUUUUACCCAUUUUCCAGGAACCACAACGGUGAACAUGUCAUACAUCAAGAUCCAGCUGUGUUUGGACCCAACUCCUUGCUGGUGAACAGCUCCAAGCAUUACCUGAACAUUCGCUACACUUUGCUGCCCUACCUGUACACGCUUCUCUACAAAGCUCACACCCAAGGGGACACGGUCACGAGGCCACUGCUCCACGAGUUCUACUCGGAUGAAAUAACGUGGGACAUCGACAGGCAGUUCCUGUGGGGCCCUGGGCUGCUGAUUUCCCCUGUUCUUGAGCCGGGUGUGGAGUCCACUCGUGUGUACUUUCCUGAUGCAGAGUGGUAUGAGUAUGACACGGGUGAACCAAUGCAACUGAAGAAAGUAUGGCAAAACAUACCAACCCCAGGAGACAAAAUGGGGCUGCACCUGAGAGGAGGAUACAUUUUCCCUACUCAGAAACCAAACACCACCACAGUGGCAAGCCGCAAGAAUCCAUUGGGACUCAUAAUUGCCUUGGAUAUCAACAAUGAAGCUUCUGGGGAUUUGUUCUGGGAUGAUGGAGAAUCCACAGAUACAAUUGACAAGAAAGCCUACAUUUACUAUGAGUUUAAAGUUUCCAACAAUGCUCUACAAAUGACUGCUACACACAGCAAUUAUGCUGAUCCAAACAACCUGAAAUUUGAGGAAAUCAAGAUACUGGGAUUGUCCAAGGAAAUAGCAUCAGUUUCUGUGUCUCAGAACAAUGUUGUGCAAGAUUAUACUGCUGAUAUCACCUACGAUCCUGCAACAAAGGUUGCUGUUAUAAAAGGACUUCAGCUUGAACUGGGAAAAUCUUACACAAUCAAAUGGACUCUAAAUAUGAAUAUCAAUGAAAGAUUUGAUUGUCAUCCCAGCCCUAAUGCAACAAAAGAAAAAUGUCAACAACUUGGCUGUUCCUGGGAAGAGACAUCAAAUCCAGAUAUUCCUUCCUGCUACUACAGCUCCAGCAAUCCUUACCUUGUAGACAAGGUUGAUUAUUCCUCCAGUGGAAUUGUAGCCACCCUCACCUUGGAUGACUCCAGGGUCAGGGCCAGGGCUAACGAUGCUUACACUGCCCCAAUCAGCACCCUGCGCCUGGAGGUGAAAUACCAUCACAACAACAUGCUGCAGUUUAAGAUCUAUGACUAUGCAAACCCACGGUACGAGGUCCCCGUGCCCCUGAACCUCCCCAGCUCCCCCACGAGCUCGAGCCAGGACCGGCUCUACGACGUCUCGCUCCAGAUCAAACCCUUCGGGAUCCAAGUGCGCCGCAGGAGCACGGGCACGGUCAUCUGGAGUUCAGGCCUGCCCACCUUCACCUUCAGUGACAUGUUCAUCCAGAUUUCCACCCGCUUGGCGUCCCAGUACAUCUAUGGGUUCGGAGAAUCGGAGCAUCCCAGCUUCCGACACAACAUGAGCUGGCACACCUGGGGAAUGUUCACCAGGGACCAGCCUCCAACUUACAAGUUGAAUUCCUAUGGUGUUCAUCCAUUUUAUAUGGCUCUUGAAGAAGAUGGCAAUGCCCAUGGAGUUCUCUUGCUUAACAGCAAUGCAAUGGAUGUGACUUUCCAGCCCACCCCUGCCCUGACCUAUCGCACCAUCGGAGGAAUCCUUGACUUCUACAUGGUUUUGGGCCCGACCCCCGAACUCGUGGUUCAGGAAUACACCGAGCUGAUUGGGCGCCCAGUCAUGCCACCCUACUGGUCCUUGGGAUUCCAGCUGUGCCGCUAUGGAUACGCCAAUGACCAGGAGGUCGCCCAGCUCGUGGAGGAAAUGAAGGCAGCUCGAAUUCCCCACGAUGUCCAAUAUGUAGAUAUUGACUACAUGGAAAGGAACCUGGACUUCACCCUUUCCCCACGUUUUGCUGGAUUACCGGCUCUGAUCAACAAAAUCAAAGCAGAAGGAAUGAGAUUUAUCAUUAUCCUGGAUCCAGCCAUUUCUGGGAAUGAAACCAAUUAUCCUGCCUUCACCAGAGGUGUGGCUGAUAAUAUCUUCGUACAAUGGCCUGAUACCAAAGAAAUUUUGUAUUCCAAGGUCUGGUCUUUUCUUCCCAAUGUCCAAAUCAAUGAGUCACUGCCUCAUGAAGACCAAGUAGAGAACUACGUGUCCCAUUGUGCUUUCCCAGACUUCUUCCGCAAUUCCACAUUGGAGUGGUACAAGAGGGAAAUCCUGGAGGUCUACAACAAUCCUGACCCUUCAAAAAGCCUCAAGUUUGAUGGCCUGUGGACUGACAUGAAUGAACCAGCAGCUUUUAUGAAUGGCGCCAUGGGUGGCUGCAGAAACAACCUCCUAAAUUAUCCCCCCUACAUGCCUUAUUUGGGAUAUAGGUCAACAGGAUUAAUCCACAAAACUCCAUGCAUGGAAGGUCUGCACUACCUCCCAGACGGGACCCCAGCCAGACACUACGAUGUCCACAGCCUUUACGGAUGGUCCCAAGCCAGACCCAGCCUGCUGGCUUUGCAAGGUGCCACCAAGGAGCGCGGGAUCAUCAUCAGCCGCUCCACGUACCCCAGCAGCGGGAGAUGGGUGGGACACUGGCUGGGGGACAACACGGCAGCCUGGGACCAGCUGCACAAAUCCAUUAUUGGCAUGAUGGAGUUCAGUCUCUUUGGAAUAUCUUAUACAGGAGCUGAUAUCUGUGGCUUCUUCAAAGACUCACAGUAUGAGUUGUGUGUCCGCUGGAUGCAGCUGGGUGCAUUUUACCCAUAUUCCAGGAAUCACAACGAGAAAGGAACACGGAGGCAAGAUCCUGCUUCCUGGGAUGACAAAUUUAAAGAGAUGUCCAGGGAUGUGCUGAACAUAAGAUACACCCUGUUACCUUACCUCUACACCUUGCUGUACGACGCCCACGCCCACGGCAGCACCGUGAUCCGCCCCAUUCUCCACGAGUUUGUGGGAGACAGGACCACGUGGGACAUCGACGAGCAGUUCCUCUGGGGGCCUGCCCUGCUCAUCAGCCCUGUGAUGAGAGAGAAUGAUCGGAGCGUGAGGGCGUAUUUCCCCGAUGCCCGCUGGUACGAUUACUACACAAACGCAGACACUGGCUUUAGGAAACAAUUCCAAAAUCUAUCUGCUCCUUUGGAGCACAUCAACCUGCACAUCCGAGGUGGAUACAUCCUGCCUUGGCAAACACCUGCUACUACAACUGCUUACAGCCGGAAAAACCCGAUGGGACUCACGGUGGCCCUGGAUGAUUCCCUGCUUGCAGCAGGACACCUUUAUUGGGAUGAUGGAGUUCGCAUCGAUGCAUAUGAAGAUGGUGUUUACCUGCUGACAUCAUUUACUGCUAAGCAGAAUGUUCUGGAGAUCAGAGUCACACAUCAGAAUUACACGGACCCAAACAACCUCAUGUUCACCGACAUCAAGGUCCUGGGCGUGCCCAACAGUGUCACUCAGGUGACAGUGUCACAGGGCGGGGCAGCAAUCCCAUCAACCCACAAGGUUGCCUAUAACAGCAACAAAAAGCUCCUGGAAAUCACCAAUCUCCAGCUGAAACUGGGCCAGAGCUACACCCUGCAAUGGAGCUAG
Molecule: messenger RNA, 5430 nt
Organism: Onychostruthus taczanowskii (white-rumped snowfinch)
Lineage: Eukaryota; Metazoa; Chordata; Aves; Passeriformes; Passeridae
Gene: SI
Product: sucrase-isomaltase
Exons: 47
Coding region: 1-5430 (1809 amino acids)
Biological process (GO): carbohydrate metabolic process
Molecular function (GO): carbohydrate binding; alpha-1,4-glucosidase activity
Source: RefSeq, a predicted model, not a curated record